Myiozetetes cayanensis is the source of this 9981-nucleotide messenger RNA. It is a transcript of the gene FBN2, whose product is annotated as fibrillin 2. The record is from RefSeq and is a predicted model, not a curated record. The coding region runs from base 108 to 8429 and encodes 2773 amino acids. Lineage: Eukaryota; Metazoa; Chordata; Aves; Passeriformes; Tyrannidae. Gene Ontology annotation, molecular function: calcium ion binding. The transcript is spliced from 64 exons.
UCCAUUCAUAUUGUUGUCCUGGGUGGAAGACGCUCCCUGGAGGAAAUCAGUGCAUUGUUCCAAUUUGUAGAAAUAGCUGUGGCGAUGGAUUUUGUUCCCGUCCUAACAUGUGCACUUGUGCAAGUGGGCAGAUAUCACCUACCUGUGGAUCAAAAUCUGUCCAGCAGUGCAGCAUCAGGUGCAUGAACGGUGGGACAUGUGCAGACGAGCGGUGCCAGUGCCAGAAGGGCUUCUCUGGGACUCACUGUGGGCAGCCUGUCUGUGAAAAUAGCUGCCAGAAUGGAGGACGGUGUAUUGGACCCAAUCGCUGUGCCUGUGUCUACGGGUUUACUGGCCCUCAGUGUCAAAAAGAUUACAGGACAGGCCCGUGCUUCACACAAGUCAACAAACAGAUGUGCCAGGGCCAGCUGACUGGGGUUGUUUGCACAAAAUCCCUCUGUUGUGCCACCAUUGGGCGUGCGUGGGGUCACCCCUGUGAGAUGUGCCCUGCUCAGCCUCAGCCUUGCCGCCGUGGCUUCAUCCCAAAUAUCCGCACUGGGGCGUGUCAAGAUGUUGAUGAAUGCCAGGCUAUCCCUGGAGUCUGCCAAGGAGGAAACUGCAUUAAUUCAGUAGGUUCGUAUGAGUGCAAGUGUCCUGUUGGUCACAAACAGAACGAGGCAACUCAAAAAUGUGAUGAUAUUGAUGAAUGCAGCAUCACACCAGGGAUUUGUGAGGAUGGUGUGUGCUCUAACACAGUGGGAAGUUACUUCUGCAUCUGCCCUAGGGGUUAUGUCACAUCCAUGGAUGGAUCCUGCGCUCUUGAUGAGAGGACAAGUACAUGUUUCUCCAGCACUAUGAGUGGCCACUGUGCACAGGAGCUGCCUGGAAGGUUCACCAGAAGGCAGUGCUGCUGUCAGUCUGGGAGGUGCUGGGCCACUGGGUCUGCUCCAGAGAUGUGUCCUGUCAGAGGAUCUGAUGAACACCGCAGACUUUGUGUGGAUGGUUCUCCUGCCAGAGGUGGUUCCAGACGUGCUGGAUCAGGAGGAAAUGGGUUCCUUCCUGGUGGCAACAGCAAUGGCUAUGGCCCAAGAGGAGCAGGAUUCAUUCCCAUCCCUGGAAGCAAUGGUUUCUCCCCACGUGGAGGUGGGACAGGGGGUCAGAGUUCCACUGGAAGUGUUCCAGUAAUUACAGGGCUGACAAUACUCAAUCAGACAGUAGACAACUGUAAGCACCAUCCCAACCUUUGUUUAAAUGGACGUUGUAUACCAACCCUUUCUAGUUACCGGUGUGAGUGCAACAUGGGAUAUAAGCAGGAUGCAAAUGGGGAUUGUAUUGAUGUUGAUGAAUGCACGUCAAACCCCUGCUCCAAUGGAGAUUGUGUCAACACACCUGGUUCCUAUUACUGCAAGUGCCACGCAGGUUUCCAGAGAACUCCUACCAAGCAAGCUUGCAUUGAUAUAGAUGAGUGCAUUCAGAAUGGUGUUCUAUGUAAGAAUGGCAGGUGUGUCAACACUGAUGGAAGCUUCCAGUGUAUUUGCAAUGCUGGGUUUGAACUGACUACAAACAGAAAAAACUGUGUGGACCAUGAUGAGUGUACCACUGCAAACAUGUGUUUAAAUGGGAUGUGCAUAAAUGAAGAUGGGAGUUUUAAGUGCAUCUGUAAACCGGGAUUUGUUCUGGCUCCAAAUGGACGUUACUGUACUGAUGUUGAUGAAUGCCAGACAUCAGGAAUUUGCAUGAAUGGUCAUUGCAUAAAUACUGAAGGAUCAUUUCGGUGUGAUUGUCCACCUGGUUUGGUUGUUGGAGUUGAUGGUCGUGUGUGUGGAGAUACUCAUAUGCGUAGCACAUGCUAUGGAGGCAUCAGAAAAGGGCUGUGUGUCCGUCCUUUCCCUGGUGCUGUGACAAAGUCUGAAUGCUGCUGUGCCAAUUCUGACUAUGGUUUUGGAGAGCCAUGUCAUCCAUGCCCUGCUGAAAACUCAGCUGAGUUCCAUGGCCUGUGUAGCAGUGGAAUAGGUAUUACUGUCGAUGGACGAGAUAUUAAUGAGUGUGCUUUGGAUCCUGAUAUUUGUACCAAUGGAAUUUGUAAAAACCUGCAUGGCAGCUAUCGCUGUAACUGUAAUAGUGGUUAUGAGCCUGAUCCUUCUGGAAUGAAUUGUGUGGACGUUGAUGAGUGUUCCAUGAACGGACUGCUGUGUGACAACGGGCUCUGUAGAAACACCCCUGGGAGUUACAGCUGCACUUGCCCCAAGGGUUUCAUGUUCAGCAGGGAGACAGACACAUGUGAAGAUAUAAAUGAAUGUGAAAGCAGUCCAUGUGUCAAUGGUGCCUGUAGGAACAAUCUUGGUUCUUUCCAUUGUGAAUGCUCAUCUGGCAGCAAGUUGGACUCUACAGGAUUGAUUUGUAUUGAUAGCCUGAAGGGGACUUGUUGGCUCAAUAUCCAGGACAAUCGCUGUGAAGUCAACAUCAAUGGUGCUACACUGAAAUCUGAGUGCUGUGCUACCUUAGGAGCAGCUUGGGGCAGCCCAUGCGAACGGUGUGAAUUAGACACAGCUUGCUCAAGAGGAUUUGCCAGAGUGAAGGGUGUUACCUGUGAAGAUGUAAAUGAAUGUGAUGUUUUCCCUGGAGUUUGUCCUAAUGGGCGAUGCAUCAACAGCAGAGGCUCCUUUCGCUGCGAGUGCCCUGAGGGGCUGACACUGGAUGGGACAGGGCGAGUGUGUUUAGAUAUCCGAAUGGAGCAGUGCUACCUGAGGUGGGAUGAAGAUGAGUGUGUCCAACCUGUGCCUGGCAGGUUCCGUAUGGAUGCCUGUUGCUGUGCUGUGGGGGCUGCCUGGGGCUCCGACUGUGAGCAGUGCCCCAAGCCUGGCAUGAAGGAAUUCGAAGCUCUGUGCCCCAGAGGGCCUGGCUUUUCUAACCGGGGAGAUGUUCUAACUGGCAGGCCAUUUUAUAAAGAUAUCAAUGAAUGUAAAGUAUUCCCUGGUAUGUGCAUGAAUGGCAAAUGUAGAAAUACAAUUGGAAGUUUCAAAUGUAGAUGUAACAGUGGAUUUACUUUAGAUAUGGAGGAAAGAAACUGUACAGACAUUGACGAGUGCCGCAUCUCCCCAGACUUAUGUGGAAGUGGUACUUGUGUCAACACUCCUGGAAGCUUUGAGUGUGAGUGCUUUGAUGGUUAUCAAAGUGGAUUUAUGAUGAUGAAGAACUGUAUGGAUAUAGAUGAAUGUGAACACAACCCUCUGCUGUGUAGAGGUGGCGCAUGUGUAAACACUGAAGGGAGUUUCCAGUGUGACUGUCCCAUGGGGCAUGAGCUGUCACCAUCAGAGGAGGAAUGCUUAGAUGUGAAUGAAUGCUCAUUAAGUGAUGGUCUCUGCAGAAAUGGCAAGUGUUUGAACAUGGUUGGGACAUACCAAUGUUCCUGUAACUCUGGCUACCAGCCCACUCCUGACAGACAUGGCUGCACAGAUAUUGAUGAAUGUAUGAUAAUGAAUGGAGGCUGUGACACCCACUGCACUAACUCAGAAGGCAGCUAUGAAUGCAGCUGCAGCGAUGGCUACGCUCUAAUGCCAGAUGUCAGGACAUGUGCAGAUAUUGAUGAAUGUGAAAGCAAUCCAGAUAUCUGUGAUGGUGGGCAAUGUACUAAUAUUCCAGGGGAAUAUCGCUGUCUGUGUUACGAUGGAUUUAUGACUUCUCUAGACAUGAAAACUUGUGUUGAUGUAAAUGAAUGUGAUUUGAAUUCCAACAUCUGUAUGUUUGGGGAGUGUGAAAACACUAAAGGUUCCUUAAUUUGUCACUGUCAAGUCGGAUACUCAGUCAAGAAAGGAAGCACAGGAUGCACAGAUGUGAACGAGUGUGAAAUUGGUGCUCACAACUGUGAUAUGCAUGCUUCAUGUGUAAAUGUACCAGGAAGUUUUAAAUGUAGUUGCAGAGAAGGAUGGGUUGGAAAUGGCAUUAAAUGUAUUGACCUCAAUGAAUGUGCCAAUGGGACCCAACAGUGCAGUGUAGAUGCUGAGUGUGUGAAUACCCCAGGCUCCUACCACUGUGCCUGCGCACAGGGAUUCACCGGGGAUGGAUUUACUUGUUCUGAUGUUGAUGAGUGUGCAGAAAAUGUUGGUCUGUGUGAAAAUGGGCAGUGUUUGAAUGCCCCUGGUGCCUACAGCUGUGAGUGUGAGAUGGGAUUCACUCCUGCCUCAGACAGCAAGUCCUGCCAAGAUACUGAUGAAUGCUCCUUCCAGAAUAUAUGUGUAUUUGGUACCUGUAAUAAUCUGCCAGGAAUGUUUCAUUGUAUCUGUGAUGACGGCUAUGAACUAGAUCGAACAGGGGGAAACUGCACAGAUAUUGAUGAAUGUGCUGAUCCUAUUAAUUGUGUCAAUGGUCUUUGUGUAAAUACUCCUGGGAGGUAUGAGUGUAACUGCCCUCCAGACUUCCAGCUGAAUCCUACUGGAGUGGGUUGUGUGGAUAACCGUGUUGGCAGUUGUUACCUGAAGUAUGGACCAAGAGGGGAUGGGAGCCUAUCCUGCAACACUGAAAUUGGGGUUGGAGUCAGUCGUUCCUCAUGCUGCUGCUCCCUGGGAAAGGCUUGGGGAAACCCUUGUGAGACCUGUCCCCCUGUAAACAGCAAAUAUAAUACUCUCUGUCCAGGGGGAGAAGGAUUCAGACCAAAUCCCAUCACUAUCAUUUUAGAAGACAUUGAUGAGUGUCAGGAGCUGCCAGGUCUUUGCCAAGGCGGAAAUUGCAUCAAUACUUUUGGCAGCUUCCAGUGUGAAUGUCCAAAAGGCUACUACCUCCGUGAAGAGACAAGAACCUGUGAAGAUAUUGAUGAGUGUGUUGCACAUCCUGGUGUCUGUGGUCCUGGCACCUGCUACAAUACCUUGGGGAACUACACCUGCAUUUGCCCACCUGAAUAUAUGCAGGUGAACAGAGGACAUAACUGCAUGGAUUUGAGGAAAAGCUUUUGCUACAGGAGCUAUAAUGGAACGUCCUGUGAGAAUGAACUGCCCUUCAAUGUGACCAAAAGGAUGUGUUGCUGCACAUACAAUAUUGGCAAAGCCUGGAACAAACCUUGUGAGCUGUGUCCAACUCCAGGAACAGCCGAGUUCAAGAACAUAUGUGGGAAUAUUCCUGGCUUCACCUUUGACAUUCAUACUGGAAAAGCUGUUGACAUUGAUGAAUGUAAGGAAAUCCCAGGAAUCUGUGCAAAUGGUGUUUGCAUCAAUCAGAUUGGCAGCUUCCGCUGUGAGUGCCCCACUGGAUUCAGCUACAAUGACCUGCUCUUGAUCUGUGAAGAUAUUGAUGAGUGCAGCAAUGGAGACAAUCUCUGCCAGAGAAAUGCGGACUGUAUCAACAGCCCUGGGAGUUACCGCUGUGAAUGUGCUGCCGGUUUUAAACUUUCACCCAAUGGUGCUUGUGUUGAUCGCAACGAAUGUCUGGAAAUUCCUAAUGUUUGCAGUCAUGGUUUAUGUGUGGACAUGCAAGGAAGCUACCAGUGUGUGUGUCACAAUGGUUUUAAGGCAUCCCAAGAUCAGACUAUGUGCAUGGAUGUUGAUGAAUGUGAACAACAUCCAUGUGGAAAUGGAACCUGUGAAAAUAUGGUUGGAUCAUAUAACUGCCUGUGUUACCCAGGAUUCGAAUUAACUCGUAAUAUUGAUUGUGUGGAUAUUGACGAAUGCAGUUCCUUCUUUGGUCAGGUGUGCAGAAACGGACGGUGUUUCAAUGAAAUUGGUUCCUUCAAAUGUUUAUGUAAUGAAGGGUAUGAGCUUACUCUAGAUGGCAAGAAUUGUUUUGAUACUAACGAGUGUGUGGCACUGCCUGGUUCGUGCUCUCCUGGUACCUGUCAAAAUUUGGAAGGAUCAUUCAGAUGCAUAUGUCCGCCAGGAUAUGAAGUAAAAAGUGAAAGUUGUAUUGAUAUUAAUGAGUGUAAUGAGGACCCCAACAUCUGCCUUUUUGGGUCUUGUAAAAACACCCCAGGAGGUUUCCAGUGCAUUUGUCCUACAGGUUUUGUGCUCUCUGAUAAUGGGCGGAGAUGUUUUGAUACUCGUCAGAGCUUCUGUUUCACUAACUUUGAGAAUGGGAAAUGUUCAGUGCCAAAGGCUUUCAACACCACAAAGGCAAAGUGUUGCUGCAGUAAAAUGCCGGGAGAAGGAUGGGGUGAUCCUUGCGAGCUCUGUCCAAAGGAAGAAGAAGUUGCUUUUCAGGACCUGUGUCCUUAUGGUCAUGGAACUAUUCCUGGAAUAGAUAAUACACGUGAAGAUGUCAAUGAAUGCCUUGAGAGCCCAGGAAUUUGCUCCAAUGGUCACUGCAUCAAUACUGAUGGAUCAUUCCGCUGUGAGUGCCCCAUGGGAUACAACUUGGAUUUCACUGGAGUACAUUGCAUUGAUACUGAUGAAUGUUCAAUUGGCAACCCGUGUGGAAACGGUACGUGCACUAAUGUCAUUGGCAGUUUUGAGUGCAGCUGUCAUGAAGGAUUUGAGCCAGGCCCAAUGAUGAAUUGUGAAGAUAUAAAUGAGUGUGCUCAGAACCCCUUGCUGUGUGCUUUUCGUUGUGUCAACACUUACGGUUUCUAUGAGUGCACCUGCCCAGUUGGGUACGAACUAAGAGAGGAUAGAAAGAUGUGCAAAGAUCUAGAUGAGUGUGUUGAAGGUCUCCAUGACUGUGAAUCAAGAGGCAUGAUCUGCAAAAAUUUGAUUGGUACUUUCAUGUGCAUUUGCCCUCCUGGAAUGACCCGGAGAUCUGAUGGAGAAGGAUGCACAGAUGAAAACGAGUGCCGGACCAAGCCAGGUGUCUGUGAAAAUGGUCGUUGUGUGAAUGUUGUUGGGAGCUACAGGUGUGAAUGUAAUGAAGGAUUCCUGUCAAGUCCAUCAGGCAUUGAGUGUCUUGAUAAUCGCCAAGGGUUUUGCUUUGCUGAAGUUCUGCAGACAAUGUGUCAGAUGGCUUCCAGCAGCCAGAAUCUUGUCACUAAAUCUGAGUGCUGCUGUGAUGGAGGCCGGGGCUGGGGGAAUCAGUGCAUACAAUGCCCACUGCCCGGAACCACCGCCUACAAGAAACUCUGUCCACACGGACCAGGUUAUACCACAGAUGGAAGAGAUAUUGAUGAAUGUAAGGUCAUGCGAAAUCUGUGCAGAAAUGGACAGUGUAUUAACACCAUGGGCUCUUUCCGAUGCUUCUGCAAAGCUGGUCACACCACUGACAUCAGUGGCACAUCUUGUAAUGACCUUGAUGAGUGCUCCCAGUCUCCUAGACCAUGCAAUUUUAUCUGCAAGAACUCAGAAGGGAGCUACCAGUGCUCAUGCCCUCGGGGCUACAUCCUUCAGGAAGAUGGAAAGACAUGUAAAGAUCUCGAUGAAUGUCAAACCAAGCAACACAAUUGUCAGUUUCUCUGUGUCAAUACCCUUGGAGGCUUCACAUGCAAAUGUCCACCUGGUUUUACACAACAUCACACAGCUUGUAUUGAUAACAAUGAAUGUGGUUCUCAUCCAUCACUUUGUGGAUCAAAAGGAAUUUGCCAAAACACUCCUGGAAGUUUUAUCUGUGAGUGUCAAAGGGGAUUUUCUCUGGAUUCUACUGGAUUAAACUGUGAAGAUGUGGAUGAAUGUGAUGGAAACCAUAGGUGCCAGCAUGGGUGUCAAAAUAUCCUGGGUGGAUACAGAUGUGGAUGCCCACAAGGAUAUGUUCAGCAUUACCAGUGGAAUCAGUGUGUUGAUGAAAAUGAAUGCUCCAAUCCUAACACGUGUGGCUCUGCUUCUUGCUACAACACCCUUGGAAGUUACAAGUGCGCCUGCCCAUCUGGGUUUUUCUAUGACCAGUUCUCCAGUGCCUGCCAUGAUGUGAAUGAGUGCUCUUCCACCAAGAACCCCUGCAAUUAUGGUUGUUCCAACACUGAAGGGGGUUAUCUUUGUGGCUGCCCACCUGGCUAUUACAGAGUUGGACAAGGACACUGUGUCUCAGGGAUGGGAUUUAACAAAGGCCAGUACGUUCCACUGGAUGGAGAUGCUGAUGAAGAAAAUGCUUUGUCCCCUCUAGCAUGUUAUGAGUGCAAAAUCAAUUCUAAAAAAGACAAAAGGAAGAAGAGAAGUGCUAAUGACACUAUGGAGCAGACUAAGUUGGAAAGUCUAGACAUGGAUAGCCCUGUGAGGAUCAGGGUCAACAUUUCCAGGCUGGACCACAAGGAGCACAUCCUGGAACUCCUACCAGCCAUUGAGCCCCUCACCCACCAUGUGCGCUACGUCAUCUCCCACGGAAAUGAGGAUAGGAUCUUCAGGAUCCACCAGAGGAAUGGGCUGAGCUACUUGCACACAGCAAAGAGAAAGUCAGUGCCUGGCAUUUACACACUGGAAAUCACCAGCAUUCCUCUAUAUAAGAAGAAGGAGCUAAAGAAACUGGAAGAGAGCAAUGAGGACAACUACCUCCUGGGAGAGCUGGGGGCAGUGCUCAGGAUGAGGCUGUGGAUAGACCUCUAUUAGCCACGUUCCAGACUGAGCACAGUCCUUCAGUCACUUCCGCUCUCCUUUCUACCCACCAGACAAUAUCUGCUUUUCCAAGGUUUUGAAAAAGCCGCUCAACUCCAGGGGAGGAAGAGCCCUUUCUUCCCACCCUGCCAGGACUACAGAAUCACCCUUUCAGGAGGGUAACUCAAAAGGCCACUGCCAAAACUUCUAUUACAAGGGCAAUCAUGGUUACUGUAUCUUUUAUAUAACCUCAGUUUAAAGUAUAUUAAAGAGCUAAAGUUCAAGAAGUCAUCAUAUGGCACUAAAAGGCACAAAAAUGUGAGAUUUUUUUUCCCUCUUAGCAGUCUGUAACACUUUGGGUAUUUUGCUAUAGUUCCUAAUUAAAAAAAAAAAAAAACCACAGAAGUUUAUUUAUUUUUAAUGCAGUAAUAUAUGGAGAGAAAAUAACAAAUUAUGGGGGGAAAAAAAAGGAAAAAUUGCUUGUUUUUCUUUAGAUUUAUAAAUUUGAGCUAUAACACUUUAGAGGUACUUUCUUAAAAAAAUAGAUUUGAAAGAUACUUCCUUUUUGGGCCAGUCAUCCAAAUAGCACAUAAGUGAUAUUAAAAUGUGUCAGAGCUGAAACAUCACCAUAGUACAUCUGGAUAUUCUAAAAUGCUCUUGAAAAACUUUGAGUAUUUAAAAAAAAAAAAUAAAAAGGAAAAAUGGAAGAGAGUCAUAGAGGACAAGUAUUACAAUAUACAGUAUCAGUCUCUGCAGAGAUCAUGUUUCACAUCAGCCACAGCAAAUAGCGGAAGAGGCACAACCCCUGUAGCAAAAUACCUUGACUGUUUUUAAUGCCAUUAGAAUUGCAGAACCAAAUUGUACAGUACUUCCCUGCAGAGACCUCAAAGAGCCACACAUGCAACCACACCUCACUUUCAGAAAGGUUGCUCUAAAAACUGGCAUUACUGCAGGAAGCUGAAGAAAAUGUCUCUCUGAAGCGAGCACACAAUAUUUUCAUACUGUUUGGUGCUGGCUGGAAAUGAUGGUGCUACUUGCUAAAACCUCAGAGCUGUUUCAGGAGUGCCAUGUGUGCAAACUAAUUAUGCAGCACAGAGCAGGGAAAAGGUGGUUUUGAAGUUCAUUUGUUAAAAAUUUCAUUAAUGCUGUAGUUAUACACCAUAUGCCUCAUUUUAUCAUAGCUUAUUUUGUAAGAAUGGUGGCUGUACAAUCAGUUGAGUUUUAGUUUACUGUAGUAAUUUCUGUUUUAUGUUUUGUACCAUUAUGCUUUAAGUGUAGGUCUCAAUGGUGCUUUUUUUUUUAACAACUGGUGCCUGUAACUAAGUCAUGAAACAUAAUCUCAUAUGUGAAAAUAGCCAAAGCACAUGCUGAUUCCAGAUUUGUUUCAGUUUCAUGUAGGUGCUGACCAAAGAUUAUAUGAAGUUAAACUCAGUGAUUUUUCUUUUCUCUUGUUGACUACGGGGAUUUUAUAAAGAAAAAGAAACUUUGUACAUUUUUAAAUCAAAUGUUGUAAGAAGAAAAGGUAUUUCUUGAAUGUUUGUAUCAGUAAGACAACACAUUUAUUGCA